AUGGCGGCAUCUCAUAUUCUUAGUGCUGUGGAACCUACGGUUGGGGGAGGCGGUACACGAGGUGGGCGUGAACGGGAAGUCAACGUUGCCCUUGAUGACCGGGACCUGUGGGUUCGAUUUCAGACGCUCACCAAUGAAAUGAUUGUUACUAAAAAUGGCCGACGAAUGUUUCCUGUAGUAAAAGUUACGGCUAGCGGAUUGGACCCUACGGCCAUGUAUACCGUUCUACUUGAAUUUGUACAAGUUGAUAGCCAUCGGUGGAAAUAUGUUAAUGGAGAGUGGGUUCCCGGUGGAAAGGCGGAAGUGCCACCCUCUAACGCAAUAUACAUACAUCCUGAGAGUCCCAACUUUGGUGCGCAUUGGAUGAAGGAGCCGAUAUCGUUUGCUAAAGUGAAACUCACGAAUAAAACCAAUGGAAAUGGCCAGAUAAUGCUGAAUUCCCUUCACAAAUACGAGCCCAGGGUCCACCUAGUAAAAGUCGGCACAGAUCUCCGUCGAAUUAUGACAUAUCCAUUUCCUGAAACGCAAUUUAUCGCCGUAACUGCGUAUCAGAAUGAGGAAGUGACGUCACUGAAAAUUAAAUACAAUCCAUUUGCAAAAGCAUUCCUGGACGCAAAAGAGAGGCCUGAGGGAUAUUACCAAAGGGACUUUGUUGGUUCUCACUACCCUCAACAAAGCUCUUCGCCUCAUCAGUACCCACAAUUUGGAGGCUGGUUUGUGACAUCACAGCCAUUGUAUGGAAGCGGAAAUUCAGCGUCUAGGAGGCCUGCACCAUAUCCGCCACGCCCUCCUUCGCGGCCGCGAACUUUGUCGCCUCCCUCUACCUACAGCACCGCAGAGCGAUCACCAGUCGCUACAAAUAGCAGUUACACCUGGGCUGGAAGUAGCAGUUACUGGAACUCGCAAGGGAACAGUUCACCUCAACCCAAUACCUCCCCAGUUCCCUAUAGAACUCCCCCACACGCAUACCCUGCCCCUAUAGAGUAUUCUGCCCCCACGACAACGGCACCUGCGUCAGCUCCCGCCCCCCUCUACCCGCUACAGUAUGAUGCGCCAAGUCAGCAUCAUUCACCAUACUACCAACAUGCCUACGCUCCAUACGCUCAUCACGCUAUUGAAGAUAUUUCGUAUUGGCCGAAUAGUUUGAACAGCUACGGAUACCAACCGUCUGAAUACGUGGGUACCGGAGAAGUAGCGAGGAACGAACUACCCCCCCAAGGCACUGAACAUCAGAGUGGCGACCGAGAAUAUAAAUAUAAUACUGAAGAAGAUCGGCAUUCGCCUUGUGAAAAUACAACUUUACCCUCGCGUUCGCCACCCCAAUGA
Molecule: messenger RNA, 1326 nt
Organism: Pieris macdunnoughi
Lineage: Eukaryota; Metazoa; Arthropoda; Insecta; Lepidoptera; Pieridae
Source: the annotation of a GenBank genome assembly